Molecule: messenger RNA, 1113 nt
Organism: Lithohypha guttulata
Lineage: Eukaryota; Fungi; Ascomycota; Eurotiomycetes; Chaetothyriales; Trichomeriaceae
Gene: LRA2
Product: L-rhamnono-gamma-lactonase
Exons: 1
Coding region: 1-1113 (370 amino acids)
Molecular function (GO): hydrolase activity
Source: RefSeq, a predicted model, not a curated record
AUGUCCGAUGGCGGUGGUAGUUCUAGCAACUACCCUAUAAUAGAUUCUCAUAUCCACCUCUACGCAGACACGCAUAUACCACACCUCAACUGGGCUCCGUCACUCCCAGAUGGCCACGUUCUGAAAAGGCAGAACUCGGUCGAACAGUACCGCGCGGCCACAAAAUCGCGCUCGAGCUUGCUCGGCUUCGUCUUUGUCGAGACAGACCGAAGGUCAGGAUUAGAAGAAGAUAGUUGGGAGCAUGCACUCGCAGAGGUCGACUUGCUCCGUCGUAUCAGAGAUGGAAGCCCAUCAGAAGGAGAAGGCCACGUACCUGAAGACCGGUCUUUAGCAUUGGGGGUAGUCGCAUGGGCACCACUUGGUGCUUCGGUCAAGUCUUUGGAAAAGUACUUGGAUCGGCUUGGUGCUUCACGAGACCUGCAAGCGAAGGACGGACUGGUUCGUGGCUUUCGCUACCUUCUCCAGGACAAGCCACAAGGAACAGCUCUUAGAACUGAGUUUAUAGACGGGUUACUGCUUCUCGAAAAGCAAGGUGCCAAAUCCUUCGAUCUAGGCGUGGACUAUCGUCAAGGUGGUCAAUGGCAGCUACUUGGGGCAGCAGAAAUGCUUCGGAGAUUCUAUGAGCACAGUACAGGAACGAUGAAAAUCGUCAUCAAUCAUCUAUGCAAGCCAAAUUUGCACGAGAAUGUAACUACACCAAGAUCCGACCCUGAAAAUUUCAAGGUCUGGCGUAAAUGCAUCAAGACCUUGUCCGAAUUUCCCACAACCUACAUGAAGCUGUCUGGCUUGUUCUCAGAACUCCCAUCACAGUCGCCUGACCAGCCUACACCCAUCUCCGAACUUCUCGAUGUAUCGAGACCAUACAUCCAGGAGAUCUUCCGUGACUUUGGACCAGAUUAUGGUAACAGCGGAGGUAAGAUGCGUAUCAUGUUCGGCUCCGACUGGCCAGUCUGCAAUGUAGGAGGGCCUGGGAUUGAGAGAUCAUGGACGCACUGGGUCGAUUUUGUGGGCGCGGUCCUUGAAGAGCUGCAUCUUAGCCAUGAGGAUAAGGCGAUGGUGUGGGCGGGUUGUGCCAAAGAGGUCUAUGGACUUGACGUGAGGGUAGAUAGGUAG